Molecule: messenger RNA, 983 nt
Organism: Paramecium octaurelia
Lineage: Eukaryota; Ciliophora; Oligohymenophorea; Peniculida; Parameciidae
Source: the annotation of a GenBank genome assembly
AUUAAUUAUAAGCUAAAUUAUUAUUCUCACUUUGAAUGGGUGGUAGUAUUCCAAGAGAAAGAUUAGGAAGAUCAAUAAUGAGUAGUGUAAGCUAGAGUGAAAGUGAAAUUGAAGUAUUUGACUAGCCAACAUAUAUUUAUCAAAAAUUGAAAAUUGAUGAGGACUUUCCAAAUUGGGUUUAACAAAUGUAUUAAAGGUAUGGAGCUUAUAAUUCUCCUGAAAAAUUACCGUAAAACUAAAAUUUAGAAGAGACUGAAGAGAGAUCAUCAGAUUACUUUUUUUUAGGGUUUAAUUUAAAUGAAUAAAAGCAUGGGUAUGGAGUGCUGAUGAAAGACAAUAAAUUUUAUGAAGGAUAUUUCGAAUCUGACAACAAAAAGGGAUGGGGCAGAUAAUUGGAACCAAAUUUCUUGAUGGUAAAAAUAAUAAUAAAUUAAAGGAAGGAAAGUGGGAAAACAAUAAGAUAGUAAGUGAUAAAAUAAUAAUUAAAGGGAAUUUUAAAUUUUUUGGGUAAUUUUCAGAUAAUACUCUGCACGGCAGAGGUACAAUGAUAGACUUAGAAAAAGAAGAAAAAUAUGAAGGGAAUUUUGAAUAUGGUAUUUUGAAUGGGAAAGGAAAAAUAACAAAUUUGAAAUACGAUGCUUAUUAUGAUGGAGAUAUCCAGAAUAACUAAAUGGAAGGCAAAGGCAUAUUUAGAUUUGGAAAUGGGAUGGAAUAUGAAGGAGAAUUUUCACAAAAUUAAUUAAAUGGUAAAGGGUAUUUAGUAUAUCCGAAUGGGAUGUAUUACAAGGGUAUGAUGAAUAUAAUAUGAAGGUGAUUUUGUUAAAAAUAUGAUGCAUGGAAUGGGAAUUCUGAAGGAAAAUGAUCAAAUCUAUGAAGGAGAAUUUAGAAAUGGGUUAAAACAUGGAUAUGGUAAGAUUAUCUGCAAUAAUAUUGAAAUAGUGGGCAGUUGGGAAGAGGACAGAUUUUAAGAAGAAUUUGAAUGA